Euleptes europaea (tarantolino) is the source of this 1654-nucleotide messenger RNA. It is a transcript of the gene OGFRL1, whose product is annotated as opioid growth factor receptor like 1. Gene Ontology annotation, molecular function: opioid growth factor receptor activity. Lineage: Eukaryota; Metazoa; Chordata; Lepidosauria; Squamata; Sphaerodactylidae. The transcript is spliced from 7 exons. The coding region runs from base 1 to 1599 and encodes 532 amino acids. The record is from RefSeq and is a predicted model, not a curated record. Gene Ontology annotation, cellular component: membrane.
AUGGGCGGCUUGCUGAGCGGGGUCAGCGUCAAGGAGCCCAGCACGGUGGAGGACUGCGACUCGACGUGGGAGACGGACUCGGAGCCGGGGGAGGGCGGCGGAGGGCAGCCGCUCGAGGGGCCGGGGGGCGGCGGCGGCGGCCAAGCCGAGGACCCGCUUGAGGAGGGACCCCAGGAGCCGGGGGGACCGCGCCCUGCGCCAAGCGCCCGGCCGGGAAACCCGGAGGAGGCGGUGGAAAACACUGAGCUGGAAGGGGAGGAGGACGACGACGAGGAGGAGGAGGAGGGCGGCGAAGACGACGACGACGAGGAGGAGGAAGGAGGAGGGGGGCGCGAGGAAGGAGAAGCUGUCAACCCCGAGCAGGGGGAUGAUGCAAUUGAAGUGACAGCUAAACCAAAGAGAAGCUUUUAUGCUGCAAGAGAUUUGUAUAAAUAUCGGCACCAAUAUCCACAGAACUUUAAAGAUCUACGAUAUCAGAAUGACUUGUGCAACCUCCGCUUUUACAAGAAUAAAAUUCCCUUUAAACCUGAUGGUGUUUAUAUUGAAGAAGUCCUAAAUAAGUGGAAAGGAGACUACGAAAAGUUGGAGCACAACCACACUUACAUACAGUGGCUUUUUCCUUUAAGAGAACAAGGACUAAAUUUCUAUGCAAAGGAAUUAACAACAUAUGAAAUAGAGGAAUUCAAAAAAACAAAAGAAGCAAUUAGAAGAUUUCUGUUGGCUUACAAAAUGAUGUUAGAAUUUUUUGGAAUAAAAUUAAUUGAUAAAACUGGGAAUGUAACGCGAGCUUCUAACUGGCAAGAGAGAUUCCAGCACUUGAAUGAGUCUCAACAUAACUACUUGAGAAUCACCCGUAUUCUCAAGAGUCUUGGUGAACUUGGGUAUGAGGGUUUCAAACCUCCCCUUGUGAAAUUUAUUCUCCAUGAAGCUCUUGUGGAAGAUACCAUCCCCAACAUUAAGCAAAGUGCUUUGGAAUAUUUUGUGUACACCAUCAGAGACCGAAGAGAAAGAAGAAAACUUCUGCGAUUUGCCCAGCAAUACUAUACACCCUCUGAUCAUUUCAUAUGGGGCCCACCAAGGAAACAGAAGUGCGAAGGAAGCAAACCGAGUAAGAAGCUAGCAUCUCCAGUUUCCCUUCGCAACAGUUGUACUUCUAAACAUAAGAAAAGAGACUCCAAGAAUGCAUCUGCAUUUUGUAACUCAAGUGGCAAACCGAAUGAUGAGAAAAGGCCGGGACCUAUUAAAAAUGAGGAGGAUCACACCAGGAAACGCAGCAGCUCUGAGGCUGCUAAGCAGAGCAACGGUGAAAAGAACAGUGACCUUGAAUGUCAGAACUCCAAACUGGAAGGACCUGUCAGUCCUUCGGACCAAAAGGAAAAUAUUUCCCAUUUCAAAAAACAUAAAGGUAAAAAUGAUGAAAAUCUGAACCAAGAUUGUAAAAAUCCUGAAGGCAUAGAAAAAGAUUCUUGCGGUAGUCAUUGUGGUCCAACUGACACAUCAACUGAUCUGCAAGACAGUGUAGGUAAGGAUAAAAAUCCAGUGGGAUCAAACUCAAAAAGCAAAGAGGAGACUCCAGCAUUAAUUCAGACAUCCCAGUAAACCCAGUCUCCUGCUGAGCAUGACAAAAUGGUGGAUUCUUUUCAUUUCUAUGAAA